CGCGUUUGAGAAUACGACAAAUAGAACCGCUGGAGUCACCGAAAAAGUGUUUCUAAGGUUUCCUAUUCUAUCUAGAUACAACACUUCCAAUUCCAAUUUCUUGAAUCUAACAACAAUUCACACUCAACAGGUAUAUCCUUUAAUUUCUCUUCAAUUCAACAAUUCAAUUCGAUUCAUAUUCAUCCAUUUGAUUAAUUCAUAAUUCACAUGGAAGACAAAUCAAAUAUCACUCUGAAGAUCAAGACUGAGGAUGAAAAACCAGGUGAUGUGAAGGAAGAUAAGAGCGAGUUAGAAGUAGAACUGAAGGUGAAGAACAAAUCAGUAGAGAAAAAGAAAAAACAUAAGGAUGAAAAGAAAGUAGAUGAUUCAGAACAUAACCGUGAGAAUAAACACGGUGAUGAGGACGAAAAGGAUAAGAAGAAAAAGGAAAAGAAAGAAAAAGAUGACAAAAGUGGCACACAAAGGCACAAAGAGAAAAAUGGCAAGGACGGCGAGGAGAGUACCGAAAAGAAAGAAAAGGUGAAGAGUAAGGAAAAUAAAGGCAAGGGCGAAGUAGUUGCCGAUGAUAAAAAGGGAAAAGAGACCAAAGAUGAUGAUGGUAACGAAGAGAAAAAGAAGGAUGAGAAGAAGAAGAAGAAGAAGAAAAAGGAGAAAGACGAAGAAAUCGUAACAAAGGUGAAUAAGGGGAAGGAAGAUGGAGGUGAGGAAAGUGAAGAGAAGAACGAAAAAAGCAAAAAGGAGAAGAAAAAGAACAAGGAUGAAGCUGUGGAGACGUUGAAGGGAAAGGGAGAAGAGAAUGAGAAGACGAAUAAGAAGGAUAAGAAAGAAAAAGAAAAGGAUGAGAAAGUCAAGCCAAAGAAAGACGAUGAAAAAACCGAUGAAGGAGAAAAGAAGAAGGAUAAGAAAAAACACAAGGAUGAAGAUGUGGAGACAUUGAAGGAAAAGGGAGAAGAGAAUGAUGGUGAAGAGAAUAAGAAGACAAAGAAGAAGGAUAAGAAAGAAAAAGAGAAGGACAAGGAUGGGAAAAUCAAGCCAAAGAAAGACGAUGAUAAAACCGAUGAAGGAAAAGAGAAGAAGGAUAAGAAGAAAAAAGAAAAAAAAGACAAGGGUGAGGAAGAAGAGGGUGAGAAAGACAGUAAAAAAGCAAUCAUAAAGAAAGAGAAGAAACCUGAAGAUAAAGAGAAAGGUAAAGAUGACAAGGAAGAUGAAGUUGUUUCGAGGGAGUUAGUCGAACAAAAGAUUGACGACGAAGACGACAGAGAUGAAGUGAAAGAGAAGAACAAAAAAGAAGAUAAGGACAAAGGUGGGAAGAAGAGAAAGUUAACUGGAAAAGACAAGUCCAAGGAUCUCAGCAAGCUGAAGCAAAAGCUUGAAAAGAUCAAUGGCAAAGUAGAAGCACUUCUUGAACAAAAGGCAGAGAUAGAAAAACAGAUAAAAGAAGCAGAAGAUGAAGGUAAUGUAGUGGUGGAGAAGACCAAAGAUGCGGUUGAGUAGUUUUUCAGGAUAUGCUUUAUUUGUUUGCAUACAUUGUAUAAUAAUAAAUCUGAACUAGUUGAAUGGUUUUAUGUCAAUAAACAAAUGGUACAUGUGUGCUGAAUUUCAUGUUUCAUCCAUUUCGAUUUCAUUCUCAA
Messenger RNA from Cicer arietinum (chickpea), 1631 nucleotides. RefSeq lists its product as uncharacterized. Lineage: Eukaryota; Viridiplantae; Streptophyta; Magnoliopsida; Fabales; Fabaceae. The record is from RefSeq and is a predicted model, not a curated record.